Molecule: messenger RNA, 860 nt
Organism: Odobenus rosmarus divergens (Pacific walrus)
Lineage: Eukaryota; Metazoa; Chordata; Mammalia; Carnivora; Odobenidae
Gene: LLPH
Exons: 3
Coding region: 93-467 (124 amino acids)
Biological process (GO): dendrite extension
Cellular component (GO): nucleolus
Molecular function (GO): RNA binding
Source: RefSeq, a predicted model, not a curated record
GGAAGGGGCCGCCCGGAAGGCGAAAGUGCGGAGGCUUCCGGUCAGCGUGAUUCUCAGUGCGGCGUCUGAGUUUCCCGCUUUUCAGGUAAAAUAUGGCUAAAAGCUUACGGAGUAAGUGGAAAAGGAAGAUGCGUGCAGAAAAGAGAAAAAAGAAUGCCCCGAAGGAACUCAGCAGACUUAAAAGUAUUCUUAAAGUAGAUAGUGAUGUUUUAAUGAAAGAUGUUCAAGAGAUAGCAACUGUGGUGGUACCCAAACACUGUCAAGAGAAAACUCAAUGUGUGGUACAAGAUGAAAAAGAUGACAUGAAAAUGGAGACUGAAAUUAAGAGAAACAAGAAGAGUCUUCUAGACCAGCAUGGACAGUACCCCAUAUGGAUGAACCAGAGACAGAGGAAAAGGCUGAAGGCAAAGCGAGAAAAAGGGAAGGGGAAAAGCAAAGUAAAGGCAGCAAAGGGUCUGGCCUGGUAGACUCCUAAAAACUUGAAAACUCCUACAUGGGACAGGCCUUUAGUUAGAAUGUGUACAUGGAUUUCAACUUCCACCAAACGAAAACUUGGUUUCCAUAUUUCACUUGGCCUUGUUCUUCAAUUCAAACCCAACUUAACUCCUCAACUUUGUUUUGGGAGCUUGAAUAAAAUCUUUGAUGAAUGAAAGCUACACCGAUACUUUAAUUGGAUGCUUCCCAGUGUGCAGGGAUUCUCAGACAUUGCAAUUCUGUCAAGUGUUACUGUGGUUGUAACUGUUGGGUCUUAGUAAAGAUUAAAAAAAAAAAAAGAUCUACUGACAAAUUUGAGGUGAUUCAGGUUUAAAGAAAACUUUUAUACAAUUUAAAAUAGAAUGUCAGUGGAUCUUAUAAGCACU